AUGUUUUUAUUAUUUCUUUCCAGUCCUUUUAUUUCCCUUUUCUCUCAUUCACAUUUACCUCCGUUAUUUACUAGUCUUUACCUCAAGCCACAAAUCCUUCCCUUUAUAUACGAAACCUUAUUUCUGUCUCACCUCAGUCGUUCCUCACUUUACGGUGACUGA
Laccaria bicolor S238N-H82 is the source of this 162-nucleotide messenger RNA. RefSeq lists its product as uncharacterized. The transcript has a single exon. The record is from RefSeq and is a predicted model, not a curated record. NCBI's taxonomy places the organism in Eukaryota, Fungi, Basidiomycota, Agaricomycetes, Agaricales, Hydnangiaceae. Bases 1 to 162 code for a protein of 53 amino acids.